AUGGCUAGUGACAAAGACCAUGUCUCCUUUGCUAAAGAGAUUCUCUCAGGUCUAAAACCAGAAGCAGUGGUUCUAACAGAAGCUGAUAUUGCUGGAUCUAAGGUUAGAUCAACGGCCUCUUCUGUUUUGAAGGAAUCAUGGACAAAAGCUGCUGAUGAAUUGGGAUCAGGGUCUAUGGAAGUUUCAGAAAACAAAACUGUGUUUGACGCUUUAAAGCUUGCAUAUAAGAUUCUCACCGAUGAUGAUAUAACCGGUGACUCAGGAAUGGUUAUAGUCACAGGUUCACUUCACAUUGUAUCCUCAGUCUUAGCUUCUCUUCAACAUUGA
Molecule: messenger RNA, 327 nt
Organism: Microthlaspi erraticum
Lineage: Eukaryota; Viridiplantae; Streptophyta; Magnoliopsida; Brassicales; Brassicaceae
Source: the annotation of a GenBank genome assembly